Molecule: messenger RNA, 1874 nt
Organism: Ochotona princeps (American pika)
Lineage: Eukaryota; Metazoa; Chordata; Mammalia; Lagomorpha; Ochotonidae
Product: erlin-1
Biological process (GO): SREBP signaling pathway
Cellular component (GO): endoplasmic reticulum; endoplasmic reticulum membrane
Molecular function (GO): ubiquitin protein ligase binding; cholesterol binding
Source: RefSeq, a predicted model, not a curated record
GCCCCCCCCCCCUCCCAGCCUGUGAGGGGGCGCCGGGGCUCCGGAAGAGGGAGGGCUCGGGCCUGUCACUCUGGGCGCUGAGCGUCCUUGCCUCCCUGGCCCAGGAGAAACCAGGAUGAAUAUGACUCAAGCCCGGGUGCUGGUGGCUGCCGUGGUGGGGCUGGUGGCCGUCCUCCUCUAUGACUCCAUCCACAAGAUCUAGGAGGGACACCUGGCUGUCUACUACAGGGGAGGAGCUUUACUAACUAGCCCCAGUGGACCAGGCUAUCAUAUCAUGUUGCCUUUCAUUACUACCUUCCGAUCUGUGCAGACAACACUACAAACUGAUGAAGUAAAGAAUGUGCCUUGUGGGACAAGCGGUGGAGUCAUGAUCUACAUAGACCGAAUAGAAGUGGUUAAUAUGUUAGCUCCUUAUGCAGUGUUUGAUAUCGUGAGAAUCACUGCAGAUUAUGAUAAGACCUUAAUCUUCAAUGAAAUCCACCAUGAGCUGAACCAGUUUUGCAGCGCCCACACACUACAAGAAGUUUACAUUAAACUGUUUGAUCAAAUCGAUGAAAACCUGAAGCAAGCUCUACAGAAAGAUUUAAACGUCAUGGCCCCUGGUCUCACUAUACAAGCUGUGCGUGUUACAAAACCCCAAAUCCCAGAAGCCAUAAGAAGAAAUUUUGAGUUAAUGGAAGCUGAGAAGACAAAACUUCUUAUAGCUGCACAGAAGCAAAAAGUUGUGGAGAAAGAAGCUGAGACUGAGAGGAAAAAGGCCGUUAUAGAAGCAGAGAAGAUUGCACAGGUGGCAAAAAUUCGCUUUCAGCAGAAGGUGAUGGAGAAAGAAACUGAAAAGCGCAUUUCCGAAAUUGAAGAUGCUGCAUUCCUUGCUCGAGAGAAGGCAAAAGCUGAUGCUGAGUAUUACGCUGCACACAAAUAUGCCACCUCGAACAAGCACAAACUGACCCCGGAAUACCUGGAGCUCAAAAAGUAUGAGGCCAUCGCUUCUAACAGUAAGAUCUACUUUGGAAGCAACAUCCCUAGCAUGUUUGUGGACUCCUCUUGUGGUUUGAAAUACUCAGAUGUUAGAACUGGAAGAGAAAGCUUGCUCCCCACAAAGGAGGCUCUUGAACCCUCUGGAGAAAGCUCCAUCCAAAACAAGGAGAGCACAGGUUGAUGCAAGAGGCAGAAAUGUUCUCCCAUAUCAAGAUGUGGCCCAAGGGAUUAAGUGGGAACAAUGGUAAUGUGGACUCUUAAAGAUUUUGCAAAGAAUUUGUGUUCCCUCUAUUCUGCUUCUUCUGUGAUAGUCCUGGUUUGUCAGCUGAUUACAGGAGAGAGCCAGCUGUCUGGCUCUCAAAGUCUUUUCAGCUGUAAUCUUAUCACGUAUCCUGUACGUGUUCCUUUUCAAACUGGUACUCAUGAAUAAGGGAAAGUCUGAUGCUAAGAUACUGCCUGCACUGGAAUGUUAAACACUAAAUAUAUAACAAGCUGUGUUUUUCUAAGCUGAGAUCUAUUGAAUAAUGUUUACAUUGGUCUCCUGGGGAAGUGAGUGCUCAACCAGUCAAGAUAUGUACAGCCAGAGAGAAGAUGGCCAGGAUCUGGUAAGUUAGAGAAGACGGACUCUGCCUGGGACCCAAGCUCCGACUUUGGGAUAUGGUGCCAGCCUUCACCCACGUGAUGAUUACCCAGGCCACUCAGAUUCCCCAGGAAAUGAUCUUCCACUUGAGCAAUCAUUUACUUGAGAUGAUUUGUACCUUCUUGUUUUUCUACAUUGGUUUAGUGGCCUGCUAGGGACAUGUGCUUUGCACCUAACCAGAGAUUGUUUGUAGAUUUUUAAUCGCUAGUUUAUUGCAUUAGUAGGCUCAGAGAUAAAGAGGGCGGGCUUGGCUUGA